UCUCCAGAGUCCCGUCUGAGCUGGCCAGCCGACAACAAUCCCAACAAACCAAUAACAGAUCCCCCACGUGCAGCCAAAAGCGUCCUAGUGCGACUCCGUCACAGCAAAGCUCCUCCGGACCGAAUUGCGCCGGGAAUCCCCGUCAACCAAUUGAUGCAACCAAAACAUUUUCUCGAACAGCUUCCGCCCCAGCAGACCAUCUCCUGAAAGGACACCUGCAACCCGCCUCUUUUUGCCCGUCGCAUCUCGUCAACCGCUUUCCCAUUGUCUACUCAAUUUUCUUCCCAAAGUCUUCUUCCCCGUCAAAAAUCAGCAAUCAUGUCUGUUCCUAACUUCGGAGACAUUGCCAAGUCGGCCAACGACCUCCUCAACAAGGACUUCUACCACCUCUCUGCCACCACCUUCGAGCUCAAGAGCAACACCCCCAACAACGUUGCUUUCAAGGUCACCGGCAAGACCUCCCAUGAGAAGAGCACCGCUGGCGCUAUCGAGGGCAAAUACUCCGACAAGGCUACCGGCCUGACCCUCACCCAGACAUGGAACACCGCCGCCGCCCUUGACACCAAGGUCGAGCUCGCCGACAGCCUCGCCAAGGGCCUGAAGGCUGAGGGUGUCUUCUCCUUCCUGCCCUCCGCCGGCGAGAAGGCCGCCGCCAAGAAGGGCGCCAAGUUCAACCUUACCUUCAAGCAGAGCAACUUCCACAGCCGCGCUUUCUUCGACCUCCUCAAGGGUCCCACCGCCAACAUCGACGCUGUCGUCGGCCACGAGGGCUUCCUCGCUGGUGCCUCUGCCGGCUACGAUGUGAACAAGGCCUCCGUCACCGGCUACGCCGCCGCUGUCGGCUUCCAGGCCCCCACCUACUCUGCUGCCAUCACCGCCAGCGACAACCUCAGCGUCUUCGCUGCCUCCUACUACCACAAGGUCAACUCCCAGGUUGAGGCCGGUGCCAAGGCUACGUGGAACUCCAAGGCCGGCAACAACGUUGGUCUUGAGGUCGCCAGCAAGUACCGCAUCGACCCCGUCUCCUUCGCCAAGUUCAAGGUCAACAACAACGGUGUCGCCGCUCUCGGCUACAACGUCCUCCUCCGCGAGGGUGUUACCCUUGGCCUCGGUGCCUCCUUUGAUACCCAGAAGCUUGACCAGGCUACCCACAAGCUUGGUGCCAGCUUCACCUUCGAGGGCUAAGCCUUUGUUCACUACAUGUAUUCUUGACGAGGAAAAUUCUUUCAGCUCCUUUCUCCGGCCGGGUAGCGGACCCAAUGCUCUUCUGGUUUCAUUUGGAGGCUCCUGUCUAGUGUAGAUUAGUUCGGGGAGUAAUUGAGUUUGGUCGACCGGGAAAUCGUGUUGUCUUUGCAUGCGAGCGCUUCGUGGUGAUCCGAACGCUUGGCCUUUGGUUGUGUGAUUUAUAUCUAUCCUGCUAGAUGUCCACAGGUUACUGCGCAAGCUCUAUCGCUUGGUCUAUGAUUUGGCAUCUUUCUUCUUCCGGCUCAAUCCGCCAGUAGCAACAAAGGGUAUGAAAAAGGAAAAGAACAAGAUCCCGCUGACCACCAAAAACGCUCCCACAGAAGUCUCCUGCGGUCCAACCGGGACCUGCGUGCCCAUGAUCCUA
Molecule: messenger RNA, 1609 nt
Organism: Colletotrichum acutatum
Lineage: Eukaryota; Fungi; Ascomycota; Sordariomycetes; Glomerellales; Glomerellaceae
Product: mitochondrial outer membrane protein porin
Exons: 5
Coding region: 319-1185 (288 amino acids)
Biological process (GO): monoatomic anion transmembrane transport
Cellular component (GO): mitochondrial outer membrane
Molecular function (GO): voltage-gated monoatomic anion channel activity
Source: RefSeq, a predicted model, not a curated record